CUCCGUUCCCCAGGAACGCCUGGUCUGAAAGGUCUGAAAGAUACUUUUAGUAAAAAGUUCGAAAAUGAGUGCAGAUUUUGGAGAUUUUAUCGCAAAAUGUAGCCUUUAAAUCCACAAAGAUUAGGGUUUUUAUGAAUUUAUUAGACCAUGGAUGCAUUUGAGGAGCUUUUUAAUGCUGCUAAAGAGCCGAAGACAGAGAAAGAGAUGGUCCGCGCUUAUCUCAAAGUUCAAGCACUAGAAGCGUGUGAAACACCGCAUACAGAGCUGAUGAAGUGUUAUCAACAAAGAUGGUUUCCUGAAUGCAGUAAGCAGCAAACAGAAUUCUGGACAUGUUACAAACAAAUGAAUAUCAAAUUAAGAAAGAAGCACAAUGUAUAUUACUGAAUAUCAACAGCCAAUUGAUAAGUCAUAAAAAAACUCAUUGUCUGCAAGAAGCCAUGUAUAUGGCAGACGAGUGUUGGUCAAGGUCAAGGGUUUUCAUUUAGUUAUCGUAAAUAAAUUUGAUGGUUAUAACCAUUACAAUA
This is a messenger RNA of Actinia tenebrosa (Australian red waratah sea anemone), 524 nucleotides long. RefSeq lists its product as uncharacterized. Lineage: Eukaryota; Metazoa; Cnidaria; Anthozoa; Actiniaria; Actiniidae. The record is from RefSeq and is a predicted model, not a curated record.